Cataglyphis hispanica is the source of this 9690-nucleotide messenger RNA. Its product is annotated as octopamine receptor beta-2R-like. Gene Ontology annotation, molecular function: octopamine receptor activity. Gene Ontology annotation, cellular component: membrane. Gene Ontology annotation, biological process: adenylate cyclase-activating adrenergic receptor signaling pathway. The coding region runs from base 1942 to 3258 and encodes 438 amino acids. The record is from RefSeq and is a predicted model, not a curated record. The transcript has 6 exons. NCBI's taxonomy places the organism in Eukaryota, Metazoa, Arthropoda, Insecta, Hymenoptera, Formicidae.
CGGUCGACCCGCCACGCUGCGAGCUUUGCCGAGUACGUGUGUGCUACGAUUUGUCUCUCUCUCUUUUUCUUUCUUUCUACUUCUCUUCCUUCGCUCGUCUCUGCUUCUUCCCAUCUUUCACCUUACAUCUUUAGCUGCCUUUUUCUAUCACAUAUAUACGUCGCUUCCCUUUCUUUUCUAUCUUUCUUUCCCCCUUUUUUCAAUCUCGUUUCUCAUUCUGAUUAAGUCACUGUUCUUUAAGAAAAUUAACAUGAUCCCUUAUACAAUGUAAAGAGAGAAAUGAUGAGAUUUCUCUCUCUCAUUACUUGGCUUACUAGCCGAAAUAAACCGAAUUCGUGAAUCGAAGCUUAUUUUAUAUUUUUCUAUGGAAAAGGGAAGAGAAAAAAAUAAUAGAAAGGGGAAAAGAGAGGAUGAUAGAAAGAGAUAAGCGCGAAAUCGACUUGGAGGGUCGAAGCUCCAGGUUCGGAGCUUGCGCCGGUUCGCUAGGAGCUCGGACUCUCGCGUAUGACAAGCGCAGGGGAUCUUUCCAAUUUUCACAUCGCUGUCAAAUGUCUGAUAAAAUCAAUUCAUAAUUAAUCUUGCCAGGUUGCUUUGAUGCUAAUAAAUGUGUGAGAUAAAAGAAAGCGUUGACUUUUGCACAAAUUCCCUCUACACAUUUCAAGAGCAGGAUCGUACAGAGAACGUUGAAACGCUGAAAUGUGUCAUCGGCGAUUCCUGCGUCGUGCACUUUCAAUCAUUGAAUUGAAUUUCGUUUGAGCGAAAUCGAAUAAAGAAUCCAUGGAUUUUGUAAUCUUAGUGUUGUGGAAUAUCAAGUCGCAAAAAUUGACGGAAAAAUCCGAAAAUGCUCCUCGAAAAGAGUGAUACGGCCGAGGAGUUGUACUGGACGAUCCGGUCUUGUCAUAGAAAGUGCGCGUUGUCGACAUGUGCAAUUUGAUGAACUACGCGACGCGAUAAUGAAGUGAUCCAGUAAUUCAGUGAUAACGUUUACCGUACACAUGUGCGUAAGUGGCGACAAGUGCAUGUGCAUUCAGAGAACGGGCUUUAUGCUUGGCAACAACAAUUUGACUGAAAAUCGUAAGGGAUUAAGAAUCACACAGGAUUUCGUGGAGGACCAAUUUAUGUGAUUGAAUGCCGUUCUUACUUCGGAUGCGAUUCCAUGUCCGGUCGAAACUUUAAGUCUUACUUCUCGAACCCUUGUCAUUUCUGGAGGGUCAAAUCGAUAUUCGACACCAGGGUCGCUUGGCAGUCCGAUAUUGCGCACAUCUCCAGUUAUAAUGUUCUCACCGAAGGAUUCUUUAGGCUGACCAAAGCUACCGUCAGAAUAAUUGACCCAAAUAUACCACAAAAAUAGUGGAUCAUAAAUUACACGGGCUUGACGAGAGUGCACUUGACACAGCACUGAUGGUCGCUACAUGACUGUUAUACAGAGAAAGACGGAGAGAGGAGAAACAGUGACAAAGAGGAACGGUGGGCAAAAGGUGGGGAAAAAAGAGGACAUUCCAUUGAAGAUUACCAGCUCUCUUCCGACGUGUCCUCAUUUUGAAUACAAACGAAUGGAAAACUGCCGUACCAGCUGAUAUGCGAAUCUUGAAGAAAUUGCAACAAUCAAAGUGAUUAUCCAGAGGAGUGCAUAGAUGACAGCAAAAUAAGAUAAGAUUGUGCUAGAAACGAGCCAAAUCUUUUUUAUGACGCCUUUUAUGAGUCAGUUUCGUUAAUCUUGUAACUUUAAUUAUGUUGACUAAUAAGUCUAAGAAGAACAAAUGUGUAAAAAAGAAACAUUCUUUCUCUCAAUUCAAAAAUGAAUGCCUGCCUUGCGCGUCGAUUGAUUGGGACUUCCGUCACCUAAAAAGCUCACCUUCUCGGAACUCUUCCGUUUGACCGAGAGGAUAGAUCAACGAGUGGUCAACGCUCGGUGACGGCAGAGACCGUCACUGAGUGAGGAUGACCGCAAAAACGACAUUCGACCCAGCGGAGAUCUCUUCGUUCGAUAUGACAUCAAUGCUGGAUGUCACUUCGACUGAGGAGGAUCCUUACGUCAAUAACACUGAAGUGAACGUCGUGGAGAUCAAUUGGCCGGACUUGUCAUCAGUCAUCCUGAAAGUCUGCAUCCUUGGUUCAAUUAUCACCACGGCUUUGUUCGGUAAUCUCCUUGUAAUGGUGUCCGUGAUACGACACAGAAAACUACGUAUCAUAACGAACUACUUCGUGGUCUCGCUAGCAUUGGCGGACAUGCUCGUAGCGAUGUUUGCAAUGACCUUCAACGCCAGCGUCCAAAUAACUGGCAGGUGGCUCUUCGGCUACUUCAUGUGCGACGUUUGGAAUUCCCUUGACGUAUAUUUCAGCACCAGUUCGAUACUUCAUCUAAUGUGUAUCUCGGUGGAUCGAUAUUACGCAAUCGUGAAGCCGCUCAGAUAUCCCAUUAACAUGACGAAAAGAGUGGUGGCAUUUAUGCUGCUCGCUUGCUGGCUAGCGCCAGCCAUUAUUUCCUUCGUGCCAAUUUUCUACGGUUGGUACACUACGGAAGAGAACAGUGUGCACAGGCACAAACAUCCGGAACUAUGCGAGUUCAAAGUCAACAGAAUAUACGCCAUACUUUCAUCCAGUAUAUCCUUCUGGAUACCAUGCACCAUUAUGAUGGUCACAUACUUUGCAAUAUUCAAAGAAGCUAAUAAGCAGGAAGAGCAAAUGCUCAGCAGGAUGGGUAAUGCUAUGUUACUUAGUCACAGACCGAGCAAGGAUCUUAAUAAUUUAAACGGAGAACUGAAUAAUGGCGGAUCGUCGAAAACGCUAACAUUGAACGAGAUUAACACCGAUCAUUUGCACACACCCACGAAAGAUAAACACAUGAUGAAAAUGAAGAGAGAACAUAAAGCGGCAAGAACGUUAAGUAUUAUUAUGGGUACUUUCAUCCUCUGUUGGCUGCCAUUUUUCCUCUGGUACGUCGCUACGGCGCUAUGCGGCAAAAGCUGUCCGUGUCCCGACAUCGUGAUUGCGAUCCUCUUCUGGAUUGGAUACACAAAUUCGGCAUUGAAUCCAUUGAUCUAUGCGUAUUUUAAUCGUGACUUUCGAGAAGCGUUUAAAAACACCCUACAGUGCGCUUUCUGUUCGCUCUGUAAACGCGAACCGUCCGAUCUCGAAGCGCUGGACUUUCGUCGACCAUCCCUCAGAUAUGACGAUCGCACUAAAAGCAUAUAUUCGGAGACAUAUAUGAAGCACAUCGACCGACGAAGAUCGAGUGAGUUUGGAAGCAGUCUUUGAGACAAAACAUAUAAACUUUAAUGCAAAAAGCAGCGUCUCUAAACAGUAUGUAAACACAUUUAACAUAUAUCACAUAUACAUACGCGCACACCAAUAAAAACGUAAUCAUAAUACAUACAUAAAUGACAUACAUACAUACAUACAUAUAUAUAUAUAUAUAUAUAUAUAUAUAUAUAUAUAUAUAUAUAUAAGUUGACGUAAAACGAACCUAUUUCGCCUAAAUCUUCCAAAAAGAUUCAUCGUUUUACUUACAUGCCGACGAUAAUUAUGCGCGACAUACAUUGCAUGAACCUUGAAACUCGUAUGUAUACAUUAUGUCGUAUUGCCAAAGUUAGUUUUUUUAAGCAAGCUUUUGUAGCCAAUGAGAAGUGUGUCGUGUUUCGCGAGGAUCAAUAAAAUCAUGUCCGCGGAGGAAGGAAGGAGGUUCCGACUGAACUACUGAACGUUGCUGAGCACUUUGCGAGAAGAGGCAUUUCGUUUCUGUGGGUACCCUGGUAGAAUAUCUGAACGAAUAUAACUUUGAGAAGUUCGAAGACGAUAGAAAGCCUGGUUGGUCUUGUAAUAUAUAUCUCGUAUAUAUAUCUCUUAAUGUACUUCUCUUGCGAGUCAAAAAGAUGUAUCUUUGAGGAUCUCUUUUCUGAUAUGAGUCUCGCGGUUUUUUUGAUAAAAUUGAAUUUUCUUUAUAUUAUUUCAAGUUUUGUAUUAAAUCCGUUCUAUUUUUUCAAAAACAAUCUAGCUUGAUUAUUUACUACUGAUUACUUAUUAUUAGAGAUAGAAAUACUAGAAAACGUUUUGUAAUUUGACGUAUGCGACAGUAAAGAAAAUUUAAUAAUAAUAUCGAACAUGUUGACAACCAAAAAUAAUUAUUUAUUAAAACAAAAUAUUAUACAUAUAUACAUGUAUGAGAAUAAUAAAUUUUAAAUUAAUAUAAAUGCUCAUUCAUAAAUAUAAGACUAAUGAUUUAAAGUAGUACAUUAAAUUUUCAUUUUCAUACACACAAGCACACAUAUAUACAUAUGGAGUGUUUUGUAACAUGUAGAAUGCAUUUCAAAAAUGCAUUUAAAAUCUGAAAAUAAAAAAAAUAAUUGUACAAAUUUAUGUAUAUCAAAAAUCGCUUUAUUUUCAAAUUACAGUUAUCUUUGUAUUUUAGUUACUAUUUAAAGAAAGUUUUAAAAAUGAUUUUUUUGCGACAGAAUACAAGCCCAGAAAAUGUCUUAUCAUAGAUCUCUCAUUCUAUAAAUAUUUCAAGUGUUUGUAAAAUUGGUAAUCGCUCAAUUCAUUGUUGGAUCAUUCCAACGUGAUCAUGAAUUGAUGUUAAAUUAAAUAAGGAUUUAAAAUAAUUCCUGUAUAAAAAUGCUGGAACAGAGUACAAUAUUGCUUAAUCCUUUUACGAUUUUAUACUGUUUUUUCCAAAUACUUCGUAAUUCCGGGGCUUUUCCUCUUCGAGGAUUAAACAAAUAUUUUUUGUUUUUUUUUUUUUUUUACAUGAAUGACUUUGUAAUCGUACCAGAAUUUUGUUCGAGAAGAUUUGAUUUUCAAACGUCGUCUAAUUUCAAUUCUUAAUUUGCCGAUAUAAUUUCAAAGAUCUCAAUCGAAACCGUGCACGCGUAUGUCGGUGACAAAAAUUUGUAGAUAUUGAAUUCAUUAGGUACUUCAAAUCUAAUGUACGUAUAUUAAUUUUUGUUUCUCUAUAACAAUUAGUAGCAAUUGUUGUGCAUCAAAGUCGCACAGGAUUACAUACAAAAUAAUUGAUUAUAUCGUCGAUAAUGUAUAAAAACAAUUGCAAUUUGAAAACGAAGUGAUUUUGAUAAAAGCUUGUGCAAGCUUAAUUUUAUUGUUUUUUAAAGUUUUAAAUAUGUCAAUGAAGUGGAUUUCAAUAUUAUAAAAUAUCCUGUAUAUCAAGUAAUACAAUAAUUUUAAUUAUAUUUGAUGAUUAAGGUAUAACGUUUUGUUUUAAGAAAAUUGUUAAAUUAAAUAUCAUGUAUUAUAUUUUACUGUCAAAAUUAAUAAAAUUAAUAAAAGAAUUUAUAAGAAUUUUAAGAAAAAUUAAUAAAAGAAAAUGAGAAUUAAUCUAUAUGCAGAUAUGGAGAGAUCUAAAUUAGACACUUUAAUAUUUAGCCAAUUUGCUACUAGUCGAUAAUUAUUGCUCACCUGUGCAUUCACGACUACACGGGCAUGAGAUUAUUCAAUGGUUUUUGCUUGAAAUUAAAACAUAAUGACUUAAGGUCUUUUUAUGGCAUCUAAAUGUUAAUUCGUAAAUUGAUUUUAACUAAAAAAAUUUUUUUUUAGUGUUAGAUCACAGUUACAUCAAUGGGCCGUGAUGCAUAAAGCAUAACUGUUAUACUGUAAUUAUAUAUUAUUGUAACUUGUAAAAAUAUAUGAUAAUUGUAGUCUUAUUAUCGCGCUAUAUCUUAAGUGCAAAAAUUAAACGUCACUCUUAAUUAUAUUAGACAUUAUUAGAAAUUUCUGUUUUGAACGCGGAUUUUGUCAUCAUACUGUAAUUUAAUUUUGUUGUAAUAUUUCAUAAAAAUCUAUCUAAAUUUAUUGGCAUUGUUAUUAAAAAACUAUAAUAAUUUUUUCAAGUUUAACUUCAAAUUUCUCAAAAUUAUAAAUUAACGUAAUAUAAUAUUUAAGAGGCUGGAAUUAUGUUUAAUAUAAAAAAACUACAAAAAAAGAUUAAUUUUUUUCCUAAAUCUGAGAAAAAUUAGUUUUUGUUCGACUAUAGUAUUAUAGGCUUUCUCAGGAUUUGUAAUUGUUGUAAGCAAAACUUUUGCACGUCAAAGGAACUUUUAUAGAAGUUAUUGCGCUUCAAAAAAGUUUACGUAUUUAGUGUAAUGUUAAGUCGCGACAGUAUUAUUACAGUAUCGUUAAUAUACAUAUUAUACGAGAAUAAAUUAUCACUAUGUUAUGGUCAAUACGAUUCAGUGACUUAAGGCCAAUCGAAUUAUUCCAUGGAUAAUGUCAAGAUUAAAUUCUAAUUAACGCUCUGUUAUCGAAUAAAACGGUGCUGAAUGCAAUAUUAUGAUUCUUAGUUAUAAAUAAUUUAUAAAUAUAACUAUGUAAAUAAUUUUAUCGCUUCUUUUUUCUUGUUGCGGUGAUCGAGAACCGAUUACCGGUUACAGUAUUAUUUAAGAAUUAUAAUAAUUUUUUUGUUUUGCGAAUUUGCUAUUCAAAAGUGAUAUACUAGCAGAAUUUACGAGUUAUUUAUUGCUAUGCAUGUAUGUUAGACAAAUACUUAUUCUCUUUCUUUAUCUUUUCUUCUAACAAUACACUAUAUUUUCGAAGAAUAAAUUUUCGUUUUAUAAGCAACACGCAAACAUCAAUUUCUUUCGAUCAGCCAAGCGAUAAGAAAGGAACGAUUGAAAGAGCUUGUUUUUCAGAAUGAUGAACAAAACAAUGAUAACUGUAAUCCUAGCCCUUUAUUCAAAUUCAAUGAAUCUACGUUUUAUUCAUCCGUUUCCUCGUUCAUUCAACAAAGAAGAAGAAAUCAUUUAUAUGUAUCUUGUUUUUCCACUUUAUUUGAAAUUCCAAUCUAGAAUUUAAUCAUGCAAAUGUAGAAUCCACAAUAAUGCAAUCUUUGUUAAUUGUCGCACUGAUCAUUGAAUGAUAGCAAACACUCAGUAAACAAGAUUAAUUAUCGUUUAAGAUGUGUGCAAAUGUAUGAUCGACGCAAUAUUACAAAGAUAGCGACUGCGAUAAAUUAUAUAGCGUGUCCAUCAAUUUUUUGCUCUACAGUGAUACAGUGGCACUUGAACAUAUAAUGUGAUGCAAUCGGAUAGUAUUAUAUUAUGCUAAUUGGCAAUUAUUGUCAUUAGUAAUUAUGUUUUAUGAAAUUGUUUAUGAAAUUUGUUUAUGUAUAUACGAUAUCAAUGAAAUGCUCAAAAGUAUUAUUAUUUUAGUAAUCUUUGGCGUGCGUAAACUUUAAUUAAAUAAUUUUGAUUUUGGUCAAAGAUAAGCAAUUAAAUAAUAUUAUUUGAAUUGAGUUCUUUAAAUAGAAAUUAAACAUUAUAUCUUAUAGUAUUAAAAUGUUUUUUUAUCACUUAAAUCACGGAAAAAGUGGCAGAUAAGAGCCAAGGCGCGGUUAUUGGCGUGCAAACUUAUUAUUGUUAAAUUUUAUUAAUAGCUACAUUAAUGUAUUAUUAGGUCAUUAUUAAUAAAUCGCCGACGAACAUACGUGGGGUGAUGGUAUUUGGAUGUUGUCUAAUUUAUACACUAAUUUAUAUAUACUCUGGUUUUUACGCGGGUUUUAACGAGCUUUUCUUUCUGAUUAUUAAUUUUAAUUUGAAAUUUAACUGCAGCAACAAAUGUGCAUGUCAGGUUUUAAAAUUUCAAUUUAAGUUUUACAUAUUUAUACCCAAGCUGAAGAUGGACCAAAACGCGCCCCGAAACAUACAUUUUUAAUGCACAUUUGUUAAUAAAAUUUAACAAUAAUAUGUCCGCGAAUACCCGCGCUUUGGCUUUUAUCUGCCAAUUUUUCCCCUUAAUUAGUAUUCUGAGUUUAUUGCUGUUAUUAUUAUUUUUCUUUUAAAUGUCGAAUAGACUAAGAAUUAUAACAAUCGCUUAUCUUUGUUACCCCAAUAUUGCCAUUAAAGAAAAUGUACAUUAUUUUGAAUUUAAAUGGAGAGUAAAAUAUCGCAUUAUCGACAAAGAAUUGAAUCAACAUGUUCGAAAUAUUAUAUACAUAUAACGAAAAAUUUUCGCAAGAGCAAUUUCAUGGGAUAUAUAUAAGUUUAUUUUUUUUUUUUUUUACCGAUACUUGACUCGUAAAGCGCAAUUAUUAUUACAUAUUAGAAAGUAAAACUUCUCUUGUCGGAGAAAAGAACUGAAACGAUGCAAUAAUAUUCUUUUAUUAAGUCAUUUUCUCUAUAUCGAUGUAACAAAAUAUAUGAGAAAAAGAUUUGUUAUUAAUUUCUUUCAAAAAUAAUACGCAGUAGUUUUUAGUUUUUAUUGUAUCAUCUCUCAAAUUUGUUACGAUGUAAAUAUUUUGUUUUCUAUAUAUUUUACACUACAGAACACACAUUACACAAUAUAUUAUUUUACAUUUGUAUAAUAUUAAUUUUAAUAAUUCUUACAUUGUGCGUUGACGUAAUUGUAUUGUAAUAAUUUCGAAAAAGAUAAAAAAAAAAUUGAUAAUAAUUUGUUACAAAAAUAAUAUUCAGUCUUUCGAUUAAUAUAGAUGUUUGUUUACACGAGACUACGAUACGUUAUUCGCUUUUCUUCUGUGAUAAAAAUUAAGAACUAUCAGAUUUUAUAAUUCGUUAUUUGUAUACGAUUUGUAAAUAUACAUGGUAUCCCAUGCAAAUGGAUGAAACUGUAUCUUUAAAACGGUUAUUAAAAAAAUCAUAAAAAAUAAAUAUAACAAUUAAAUAUUUUUAAACUUUUUACAUUUCUAUAUCAUUUUUAUGCAUUUCUAUGUAUGCAUGCAGUUGUAUAUAUUUUUUAAAUAAAACACUAUAUUUUUGAUGCACUAAUUGAUGCAAUUUUUUAGUUUUUAAAGAUAUUUAUUAAAAAGUUGUUAAUUUAAAAAUUAUAUUAAUAUUUCAUAUUUACUAACAAUUAUAAAAUGAUUAUAAGCAUUAAUCACUUUUUAUUUUUGCAGAUAUCUAAUAAAAAUACAUAAAAAACAUCAAAAGAUGAUGCAUCUAAAAACCAUUUAAUUUUAUCUUUUGACAUUUUCUCUUUAAUCGAUUUAAAAAUACAGUUCUGCCUAGUUUUGCUUGCAUGGGAAUAUUUUUUGUGUGCGUGUGUGUGUGGACGCGCGUGUGUGUGUGUGUUAUUUCGUAAGAUAAAUAAUAAUUAUCAAAAAGACUAGCUGUGCAAUAAUUAUAUUAAAACAAUGUUUUUUUCCUGUUUUGGUAACAUAUUUAAUAAUCUUAAAAUGCGUAUUAACAAUCAAAUAGACAGUGUAGUGAUCGUAAAAAUUAUAGAAAACAUAAGCUAUAGAUAUAAAUAAUGUAAAAAGAAAUUAACAAAUUUCUUUCAACAUUUUUUUUUCAUUAUGUCGCAAGAUAGUAUAAUAUCAAUUAUUAUUGCGCGUUAUAUAAUAAUACACCAUAUCAUUAUAAUUUUUUAUCUAAUUUUUUACAUUACCUGCUUUUGAUUUUCCAUUUUAUUUGAGAAUGCUAUCGCAGAAAGAGAAGCGAUCGUUGAAAAGUAAGAUAUUCCGAAUGUGACUGCUUAGAUCUGAAAAAUUAUAUUUAAUAUUAAAUUAACAUUUAUAGCGAAAUAUACCAAUAUCAUCUCUGUCAAGAAUAUAUCAACGUCACGUUACAACAGACACUUUAUAUGCAUAAUAAUAGAAAAACUGCGGUUUCUUGUUCGUAUUUUAAAAAAAAACUAUGCCAUUCAAAUUUUGACAAAGCAUGUUGAAUGUACUACAAGUUAAUUGUAAAUCAAGAAACAUAUAUCUGCUAAUUAAAAAUAUAAAUCUUA